AUGUCGUGGCCGGUUCUGGUGAGGCCUACCUACGAUACGGUCGUUAGACCUUUCCCGGAGCUUACCGAUCCUCCCAAGUUUAAGCCAAUCGCCUACAAGGACUACGUAAAUCGCAAGUUCAGCAAGAUACCGAUCGUUGAGCUGGACUCAUAA
Molecule: messenger RNA, 153 nt
Organism: Arabis nemorensis
Lineage: Eukaryota; Viridiplantae; Streptophyta; Magnoliopsida; Brassicales; Brassicaceae
Source: the annotation of a GenBank genome assembly